This is a messenger RNA of Echinops telfairi (small Madagascar hedgehog), 4004 nucleotides long. RefSeq names its product calcium/calmodulin dependent protein kinase II gamma (gene CAMK2G). The transcript has 25 exons. Gene Ontology annotation, cellular component: cytoplasm; neuron projection. NCBI's taxonomy places the organism in Eukaryota, Metazoa, Chordata, Mammalia, Afrosoricida, Tenrecidae. Gene Ontology annotation, molecular function: calmodulin binding; ATP binding; calcium/calmodulin-dependent protein kinase activity. Bases 1 to 2010 code for a protein of 669 amino acids. Gene Ontology annotation, biological process: protein phosphorylation. The record is from RefSeq and is a predicted model, not a curated record.
AUGGUGGGUCCCUUCGGCUUGCCGCCCCCUACCCACCGUGGUCCGGAGCUCACUGCUCAGCCCGUCCCCAAGUCCCACGCGCUCGACACUCAAGACCCUCUCCAGCCCUGCAGCUCCCACCCCGCUGCGGUGCCCGUGGUCCCGGGAGCCGCGCGCCGCAGCCGCAGCAUCCCCCUCCCCUCCGCACUGAGCUGGCCGCCGCUGCAGCCCCAGCCCGCCGGGCCACUGCAGCCCCCGCCCUGCCCUCCCCCUAGACGCUUCCAGAGCUGGAGAGUUCGAGCACUCAUGAGGGGCGGGGGCAGGCAGACGGGUGCUUUCUCUGUGGUCCGCAGGUGUGUGAAGAAAACCUCCACCCAGGAGUAUGCAGCAAAAAUCAUCAAUACCAAGAAGUUGUCCGCCCGGGAUCACCAGAAACUCGAACGGGAAGCUCGAAUCUGCCGGCUUUUAAAACACCCCAACAUUGUGCGCCUCCAUGACAGUAUUUCUGAAGAAGGGUUUCACUACCUCGUGUUUGACCUUGUUACCGGUGGAGAGCUGUUUGAAGACAUCGUGGCCAGAGAGUACUACAGUGAAGCCGAUGCUAGCCACUGUAUCCAUCAGAUUCUGGAAAGCGUUAACCAUAUCCACCAGCAUGACAUUGUCCACCGGGACCUGAAGCCGGAGAACCUGUUGCUGGCGAGUAAAUGCAAGGGUGCCGCCGUCAAGCUGGCUGAUUUUGGCCUAGCCAUCGAAGUCCAGGGAGAGCAACAGGCUUGGUUUGGGUUUGCUGGCACCCCGGGUUAUUUAUCCCCUGAGGUCUUGAGGAAAGAUCCCUACGGAAAGCCGGUGGAUAUCUGGGCCUGCGGGGUCAUCUUGUACAUCCUCCUGGUGGGGUACCCUCCCUUCUGGGAUGAGGAUCAGCACAAGCUGUAUCAGCAGAUCAAGGCUGGAGCCUAUGAUUUCCCAUCACCAGAGUGGGAUACAGUGACGCCUGAAGCCAAGAACUUGAUCAACCAGAUGCUGACCAUUAACCCAGCAAAGCGCAUCACAGCUGACCAGGCUCUGAAGCACCCAUGGGUCUGCCAACGAUCCACAGUGGCCUCCAUGAUGCAUCGCCAGGAGACUGUGGAGUGCUUGCGCAAGUUCAAUGCCCGGAGGAAACUGAAGGGCGCCAUCCUCACGACCAUGCUCGUCUCCAGGAACUUCUCAGUUGGCAGGCAGAGCUCCGCCCCCGCCUCGCCUGCCGCGAGCGCCGCCGGCCUGGCCGGGCAAGCUGCCAAAAGCCUACUGAACAAGAAGUCAGAUGGCGGGGUCAAGAAAAGGAAGUCGAGCUCCAGCGUGCACCUGAUGCCACAGAGCAACAACAAAAACAGUCUCGUAAACCCAGCCCAAGAGCCCGCGCCCUUGCAGACGGCCAUGGAGCCACAAACCACCGUGGUACACAAUGCCACAGAUGGCAUCAAGGGCUCCACAGAGAGCUGCAACACCACCACAGAAGAUGAGGACCUUAAAGCUGCCCCGCUCCGCACUGGGAAUGGCAGCUCGGUGCCUGAAGGACGGAGCUCCCGGGACAGAACAGCCCCCUCUACAGGCAUGCAGCCCCAGCCUUCUCUCUGCUCCUCAGCCAUGCGGAAACAGGAGAUCAUUAAGAUCACAGAACAAUUGAUCGAGGCCAUCAACAAUGGGGACUUUGAGGCCUACACGAAGAUUUGCGAUCCUGGCCUCACUUCCUUUGAGCCUGAGGCCCUUGGUAACCUGGUGGAAGGGAUGGAUUUCCAUAAGUUUUACUUUGAGAAUCUCCUCUCCAAGAACAGCAAGCCCAUCCACACCACCAUCCUGAACCCGCACGUUCAUGUAAUCGGGGAGGAUGCUGCUUGCAUCGCCUACAUCCGCCUCACCCAGUACAUCGACGGGCAGGGCCGGCCUCGCACCAGCCAGUCGGAGGAGACUCGGGUCUGGCACCGCCGGGAUGGCAAGUGGCUCAAUGUCCACUAUCACUGCUCAGGGGCCCCUGCCGCACCGCUGCAGUGAGCUCAGCCACAGGGGCAUUAGGAGAUCCCAGCUGGAGGUCGAACCUUCGCAGCCAGUGGCUCUGGAGGGCCUGAGUGACAGCGGCAGUCCUGGUCGUUUGAGGUUUAAAACAAUUAAAUUACAAAGCGGCAGCAGCCAAUGCACGCCCCUGCAUGCAGCCCUCCCGCCCGCCCUUCAUGUCUAUCUCUGCUGUACCGAGGUGUUUUUUACAUUUACGAAAAAGAAAAAAAGAUUGUUUAAAAAAAAAAAGGAAUCCGUACCAUGAUACGUUUUAAAACCACCGAUAGCCCUUGGGCUUAGCAUGAAGGCAGGAUUUUGAGUGAUGCCCAUCCUGGCAUGAGCAGCGGGCUCACCCAGCAGCCCAGAAGAGGCGAGCUUGGCCUCUGGCCCCCACGGACUCAUGGGGGACCAGGCAAGAACUCUGACAGAGCUUCGGGGCUGUGAUGGGAUGGCAGCCCCCGGAGUUGCCGGCCUGCUCCAGGUAUAGGAAUGGACUUCUUCCAGACGUGCACGGGUGCCCAGAAUGAGGCUAAUGAGAACAUCGUGGCCAUCUGACCUGCUUGGGAGAGAACGCAGAGCUCCCGGCCUGCGAUGGAGGCAGCGAAGAUGUAGUGGCCUCAGUGUGAGAGCCGGACGUUGCUGUACUCUGUUCCAUGUAAUGUAGAAGGGAAGAGAAUUGGUGCUGCAGAAGUGUGUUCGCAAUGAAGCCAAUGAGAAAGCUCGUGUUAGUCUGACAUGCACUCACUUAAUUCAUCCAUUUCUAUAGGAUGCACAAUGCACGUGGGCCCUGAUAUUGAGGCCUGAACCUUGGCAAGGAAGGGAGAGGAGUUGCCACUUUGCUUCCUGUUUGUUUUCUUAUAACUUAGCAAGGAGCGAGCCAGCCACUGGUUAAGACUCUCCUUGCCACAUUUGGCAGUCCUGUUUUUGUGCUGACUUUUGGACCAUCUUUGUCCUGCCUCUUCCUGGUGGUGGUCUCCAGGCUGAUCCUCAUUUGGAGCUGGGCCUUCUACCAAGUGCCCCUGUGGGAUGGGGGGGUGAGACCGUGGGGUGACAGGUGGUGGUUGUUUCUAUGCAUUCAGGCUCCCCUCAGGGCCACCUCCCUGUAACUCUUCCCUUGCUGCACGUCCAUCUUUGUUCCUGUCGGAGAUUGACCUGACUGCUCUGGCAAGAACAACAGGUGGCCUCUUUAAAGAGGCCUCUUCACUGACCAACUAAAGUUUAGAUUUACUGCUGGACAAUCUGCAUGGGCAUCACCCCACUCCCACUUGCAUGCCCCCCAAAAGAGGGCUCCAGAACCAGGGCCCCAACGUUCAUUGUCCCUCUCUAUGCUCCAAGAGUCCCAUCCAGGGGGGAAAGCUGUGCUCUACGUAGCAGAGCAGAGAAGGGAAGAGCAACUGUUGAGUGGUCUGCACGAACAUCUGCACUUUGGGGAGGGGGGAAGGUAGGCAGACCUCCGCCCCCCACCACCAGACUACCUCCAGGAGGCACAGGAACUGGAGGGUGGGGGUAGGCAGGGAGAAGCAGUUCCAAGGUUGACCUUGGAGCCAGCAAAAGGCCUCCCACAGGUGCUGGUGCUUGAAUUCGGUCAGGCUCCUCCGAGCACCUCAUGCAUGCCCUGCCCUUUCCUGCCCCGCAGCCUGCAGUGCCAACACACAGGCACCUUCACCACGGGGUUGGUUUUGCUGGCAUGAAGACAAAUGGUCUUAGAGUUCAUUGAGACCCAUAGCUUCAUAUGGCUGCUCCAGCCCCACUUCUCCUUAGCAUUCUUCUCCCUCUUCUGGGGCUAAUGUCAACAUCUGUAGACAAUAGACUUAAAAACAAAACAUCACCUUUUAAACAGGAAAUGGAAGGCAUUUGAUGCAGAAUUUUUGCAUGAUGACAUAGAAAUAAUUUAAAACAUAGUGUUUGUUCUGAAUGUUGGUAGACCCUUAAUAGCUUUGUUACAAUGAAACCUUGAACUGAAAAAUAUUUAAUAAAAUAACCUUUAAACAGUC